UUUGGUCGUUGUUUUGGUCAACUGCGUUGGUGGGAGCGAGAGGACUUUCUUCUUCCCCUCGCAUGCCACCGACGCGCACUCCAAUGAUCGAUUCGAAGAGAAAGCUUUUCUACCGUAGAAAUUUUUUAGCUACCUUCUAAGCUUGGAAUCAAUGGAAGGCUCUGGCUUCGCGAUCAUCGCCGGCAGGAACCCUUGUUGAGCAAGGAGAGGCAUGGCGGCAGCGCUGUGGAGCUCCAUAGCUCCGGCGAGAUCGCGCCCAAUUGCUCGAUCCUGCGCUACCCAAGAGGAAUCCUCCUCUGCGACGGUGAGUGUGAGAGAGCGUUCCAGAUCCGCGAGCCUAGGGCCGCACACCGGCAGAGAUUUGUCCGUGAAGAAGCCGGAGUGGCUCCGGCAGCGCGCGGCGCAGGGCGAUCGCUACUCGGAGCUCAAGGAAUCGCUAGGCGCGCUCAAGCUCCACACGGUCUGCGAGGAGGCGCGCUGCCCAAACAUUGGCGAGUGCUGGAAUGGUGGGAGUGGCGAUGGCGCGCAUGGAAUUGGGACUGCCACGAUCAUGCUGCUGGGAGACACUUGUACGAGAGGAUGUAGAUUUUGCGCGGUUGCGACGAGCAGAAAUCCAGCUCCUCCGGAUCCAUUGGAGCCCGAGAACACUGCCAAGGCUAUCGCCAGUUGGGGUGUAGGAUAUAUUGUUCUCACCAGCGUUGAUCGCGAUGAUAUGCCCGACGGCGGCAGCGGCCAUUUUGCUCGGACUGUAAGAACGCUCAAGGAACUUAAGCCCGAGAUUCUGGUAGAAUGCUUGGUUUCGGAUUUUCGAGGCGAUCCGGAGGCCGUGACAACGGUGGCUACUUGCGGUCUGGACGUUUUCGCUCACAACAUCGAGACUGUGAAGCGGCUGCAAAGAAUAGUUCGUGAUCCAAGAGCCGGGUAUGAGCAGAGCUUGGGAGUGUUGAAACUCGCCAAGGCAUCGAAAGAUGGCCUCAUUACAAAGUCGUCGAUCAUGCUAGGGCUUGGCGAGAAGGAUGACGAGAUCAAACAAGCUCUGGACGAUCUCAAAGCUGCGGGAGUUGACAUCGUUACCUUUGGCCAGUACUUACAACCAACUCCUGUGCACCUCACGGUGAAAGAGUACAUAACUCCGGAGAAGUUCGACUUCUGGAAAGAAUACGGGGAGUCAGUCGUCGGGUUUCGAUACGUCGCAAGUGGUCCACUGGUCCGAUCGUCGUACCGAGCCGGAGAGUUCUUCGUGGAGAGCAUGAUUCGCAGCUCUCGUGAAGGAUCAAAGAAGUAGGCUGUAGACUUAGCGGCCAAUUUUUUGUUCCAAAAACUCCUUUUGUCUCACAGUGGUGGAGAAUCUACGCGAAGAAUAAAAGCUGCAUGUUUCCCGGAAGUUAAA
Molecule: messenger RNA, 1390 nt
Organism: Selaginella moellendorffii
Lineage: Eukaryota; Viridiplantae; Streptophyta; Lycopodiopsida; Selaginellales; Selaginellaceae
Product: lipoyl synthase, chloroplastic
Exons: 7
Coding region: 212-1285 (357 amino acids)
Biological process (GO): lipoate biosynthetic process
Cellular component (GO): mitochondrion; chloroplast
Molecular function (GO): 4 iron, 4 sulfur cluster binding; lipoate synthase activity
Source: RefSeq, a predicted model, not a curated record